Molecule: messenger RNA, 4482 nt
Organism: Mercenaria mercenaria
Lineage: Eukaryota; Metazoa; Mollusca; Bivalvia; Venerida; Veneridae
Exons: 2
Coding region: 158-2248 (696 amino acids)
Molecular function (GO): protein binding
Source: RefSeq, a predicted model, not a curated record
AACAACUGGCUAUCAAAACCAGAUUUAAUGUUUGAGUUAUCCUCCUGUUCAAACAGGAAGAGGAAGUAAAAAAGGAAAAACCGUAACUAGGCAUUACAAACAUCCAUUCUGAAGAGGUUUAUAAAAAUCAAUUUGCUUACUUCAAACCAAAGAAAGAAUGUUUCAAGCACCAGAUUACAUUGAGUCAGUGUCAGUAAAACUGUCAGAGGUUCUUUCUGAUAUAGGAGUAGAUGAGAGGAUUGUACUUAAGAGAAGAAGAGGAGCUUUACUGGCUGAAUCUAUGGCCACAAGAUCAUUACAACUACAGGAUUGCAAUGAUACAACAUACUACUUUGGCAGUCAGUCAGAGGGCACGACAACACUGGAUCUUCAUUCAGACACUGACCGUCUAUAUUGUUUCAAUGACUUUAAUGUGAUACAAGAUAGAAGUGACUGGAAACCGGGUGUACAAAUUUGUCUGAUGAUCCAGGAUGAUACUGUAUCACCUGGCUAUUGUCUUCUGCAACCUCUGAGAAAGGAUACUCCACAUCCAUAUCAUACUGUACCUAAUAAAAAUUUCAGUGAAAGAAAAGGAAAAAUAUUGAUAAAGAAUAAAGUCAUAUCUGAGAUGGCUGAUAUUAUUGAAAAUGGAGGAACAAGACAUGGUCCAGCACAUACAUUACAAAAACAAACUGGGAUGAAUUAUGUAGACAUUGUUCCUGCUUACCACUGUAAAUCCUGGCCUCUACAAGCAAGGCAGUGGUUAGACUGGCAAGGCAUAGGCCAGUGGCCUUCAGCUGACAUGAGAAGAUACUGUGACAGUACAGGAUGUUUCCUUGUUGGUGUUGGAAGCAGGGGCAGUGAACAUGAGGAAUUUGAAUGGAGAAUAUCAACAUCCCUAGCUGAAAGAUGCUUGAUGUUCAAUCUCAAUAUUACACAGAUUCAAUGUUAUGUCUUGAUGAAGAUGAUAUUGAAAACCCUUAUCAAGCCAUUAUUUGAAGAUACCAUUUCAAGUUUCAUGUGUAAAACAGUUAUGUUUCAUUGUAUUGCAAAUACACAUUCUAACAUCUGGAGAGAAAACAACAUACUUGGGUGUCUAUCACUGUGUUUAUUUGUCCUACACAACUGUAUUUUGAAUGAAAACUGUCCAAACUUUAUCAUACCUGGAAACAAUUUGAUGAGAGGAAAUAUACCACAAACAUAUAAACCUUACAUUCUGCAAAAACUAUGUGAUGUUGUAACUGGUAGGUGUAUAGCAUUACUGGGGAUUGAGUGUGACGAUCUUGGUUUAAGGCUUCAAUGUAAAAUGAAUAAUUUAAGCUCAUUCAAAGCAAGUGAUAUUGUUUCAGGAUAUAUAUUAAAGUCACUUGCAUACAGCAUUGAUUUUAGCAUAAGGCCUUGUCUUAUUUGCAACAGUAGUAACGAAGAAGCUGUACAAACACUGCGGAAGUAUAUUUCCAAAUUAGUUGAUAUUUCUGACCAAUGUGAAGGAGUGGACAAAGCAGUAUACCACCUUCUUGCACCAUGGUUUUAUACAUCCCUGGGAACUGCCCUAGCAUCCUACAGCAUUCAUUUGGACAAUGCAGUAUCAGCAGAAGCUCUCACCUGGAUCUCCCUCGGUUUGAAUACAGAUGUUUCAUCAAGUAAACUGAAGCUAGCAUCAAUCUACUACUGUACAGGGGAUACUCGGAAAAUGGAAACGACACUUAGGAAUAUUGAAAGAAGUUAUGACGUAAACACUGUUGAGCCUAUUUGUUCUUGCCAUUUUUACAUCAAACAAGCUCUGAGAGAAGGAUUUCUUGCAAUAUCUAAUGAUCAUAACGAAGAAGCUAUACAGCACAUUUUAGCAUUCUGUGUUAUAUUUAUGCCAUAUGAAAUAAAAUGUGUUCCACAUGAACUACAGUAUGAAAUGUUUAGAUCUUCGAAAGACGAUCUAGCUUUCAGACCCCUACAUGACUACUGGAUAAAAUGGGCUGUGGUUGAUUCUCUCCCUUAUCUCUACUUUCUACAAUACAAGACCUACAAAAGUCUUGGGAGACAAGAUGAAAAGAAAAGAGCACUGUCUAACCUUCUCAAGACAACUGACCGAGAACCAAAUCUUGGACACAGGGAAACAGCUUUAAAUUUACUCGGACAAUGCAUGGAACAAGAGAACCGGGCUACAGAUGCUUUGCGCUGCUAUUUAAUAUCCUUAAACCUAAGGGAGAGAUACAAUGCUGCAAAGAUCCAUAUAUGUAGACUUUUAUCAAGUUUACUAAGUAACAAGUAGACAGCAAAGAAAAGCAGACUGGUUGCCAAAUGAUAGACAUUAAUUUGUAUAUUUUGGCAGUAUUCUACUUGUCACAGUUCUGAACAUCAGAACAAAUUUCACCUUAUAUUUAGAAACAGGGCUUGAUUUUUCAAGGGGCCUAGAAAGAGGUACCUGAAGUUUGUCUUUUUGCAUCAUGACAGUAGAUAAAAUCAGCUACUGAUUUUUUCAUCGUAAAAGUCGAGUGAAAUUGGAAACAAGACCUCAAGUACAACUUCACAUGCUAAGUAAUAUCUCUAUAAGGUUUCAUUAUUCAAGGUCAAAUACUUUUUUGUGAUACCUGCUACACAAACUUUCUGCACUCUUUUUCCUGAGACAUGGGCCAUAACUCUAGUCUGACCAAGUGAAAUGCCAAACAAAACCCCAGGUGCAAUCUUUACAUGCUGAAAAAUGGUCCUAUGACGGUCGGAAGUUUUUUUUGAGAUAUGCCCAACACAAAUUUGAACAGACUGACAGACAAAUGGACAGAUGUAUGGACGGACAUAUAGACAAAGGUUAAUCUUUAGAAGUGCCCAUCCCUGCCUCCCAAAAAUUUAAGUGGGACCAAAAUAUAAUAUUACCUCAUAUACCAUGGUACCAAUGUAAUCAUACAGCUAUUCAUAUAGUGGUUUCAUGCAAAUCUGAACCAUUUAAUCAAUCUACUGACUUGUAAGGUCAGUGCAACUGUGCUAAUGGGAAACUAAGUGAACUGCUAAUGCUUAAAAUAUGCCUGUGCUUGUUUCUUAAUACUCAUUCUUGGAUGGCUGCUUGUGGACUUGGAACUGUAUUUAUUUUAGAAAUAUGUGGAGUCCCUCAGAGGACAGUUGCUUGUGCGUAAUUAUACACUGGAAACAGAAUUCCACAGAAGUUUUGCAUUAAAAACCUAGCAAUUAUUAAGACAAGAUCUUCAGUAGUUUAAUCAUUUCUAUGGACAAUGAUCAACUUGAUUUUUUUCUGUUAAAUUGCUUUAAUAAAAGAGUGCUGAUUUUAUCUAUGUGCUGAAGUUACCUCGCCAACCAGUAACUAUUCUGCUAUCUACUGGACAAAAAAUAAAAGCAUUUCAAUAUGAAGGUGAUCUACUCUGCCCUUCCUUGGCUUUUUUUAUAUUUGUAGCUCUGACUUAAGCCAACUACAAAGGUUUGUGCAGUUUUGUAUAUUGUAAGCUGUAAUUCUGUUAGUUCUACAGUGUAACUUGCUCUCAUGCACGAUAAGUUAAAUACAUGUUUCACAAAUAAUUAGAAACAAUUUUGAAUCUCCUCAUUGAAAUGUUUGUAACCAUUUUUCAAGAAUAUUUUCAACUAUUUUAAUACAAAGGAUUUAUGUCUUGACAUUUGUUGUAAAAUUGUUUUUUUUAUGUCUAUUAUUCUCAGAAUCAGUGUAGUAGCAGAUGGUUCAGCAUAUGGGAAUUUACACAGAAUCUCAUUUUUCAUGACAAGGCCCAAGAUUUUCUUUGCAAAGUGAAAUGUGAAAUGCCAAUCGCUAUCUGAUCUUUCCAAAAAAGUAAAAAAACAUUUUGCAAAGACACUCAUUUUUCAUUUUGGCAGAAAAAAUACAUGUCUGUUUCAUAUUGUAAGAUACACUGAUGUCUAAAUUUAAGCAAAUGUUCACUUUAUUUUAGCUAUGUUAUAAUUCUGUUUAUAUUUUAAUUUAUCAAAAGUGUCCUUACGGUAAACCAAUGUAAAAAGUCAGCAUCCAGAGACAAGUACACUCUGCUAGAUAUAUACCAUCCCCAUCAAUAAAUUUCUUCUUGGGUUUAGAUUCAAUUGGAUUUUAAGCAAAAAUUUAACGUAAAAAUUCUGAUUUUUUUUCAAAAUUUUGUCCCGACUUUGCUGCUGAUUUUUCGUAAAUUGAAUUGUGUUUUCAUCCUUACAUGUCUCUAAUCACUGGGAGUAAUGAGAUUUAUUACUGCCCCAUUUUAAUCUCUUUUAACAGCUUUUGUAGCAAGGAAUUAAAAUGUCUCUGAACACAAAGCUGUUUAUGGUCAUUAUUAUGUGUUUCACAACUGCAGGGCUGACUCAUCACAGAUGUAUAAAUAUGUGUUUUAGUACAAGGUGUAAUGAUUGGCUGAUUUGUAUGAAAGUUAGUGUAGUAACUGACAAUUUAUUUCAUAAACUGAUUUGUAUUUAACAAGGUAAUACUAUGUGUAAAUGUAUUUGUUAAUAAAACUUUCUAUUCUGAUCUGUCCUAUUGUGUUCGAUACAUAAAAAAAAUUGUCA